Messenger RNA from Liolophura sinensis, 534 nucleotides. RefSeq lists its product as uncharacterized. Lineage: Eukaryota; Metazoa; Mollusca; Polyplacophora; Chitonida; Chitonidae. The record is from RefSeq and is a predicted model, not a curated record. Gene Ontology annotation, molecular function: calcium ion binding. The transcript has a single exon. The coding region runs from base 1 to 534 and encodes 177 amino acids.
AUGGAUAUGGGUACGUUUAUAAACCAAAGGUGGACUUAUAAGCUCUUGAACAUAAGCGGCUCGGGCCUGUUGACUAUUUCGGAAAUCAUGGAGUCUCCAUGUCAUCUGUUACGAGAGGGAAAGGUAGAGGAUGCCUGUAAAAUAGCCAGAAUCUUAAAAAGACUCUGGGACGGUGUUCUAGAACAUUCGGGCCGUCCCAAGGGAGAAACGUCCAUAAAUCUAAAAGACUGGAUCAAAGGCCAUAACGGUAUGAGCCAGCAGGAUUGGUACCAUAAUGAAGUUAUUCCAGCUUUCUCAGGCGCCAAGUUUGAUAUAAUGGACGAGGACCAUGACAAUCUAAUUAGUCUUGGGAAGUGGCGAGAUCAUUACAAGAGGCUCGGGGUAAAGAACGAGGAGUUUGUCCGCUCUACUUUCGCCAAGAUGGAUACAGACAACGACGGUUUCAUCUCCCGACAGGAAUUUGAUUACGCUAUAAAAAUGUACGUCAAACACGACCCGGACAAUGAUUACUCAUUUCUGUACACCAUUGAGUAG